AUGAAUGUCAAGCAAUGUAAACAGAAAGAUAGCACUUAUUAAUCAUUACCAGACUUUCUUAGUUAUUCCGUGCACUGAAAGCAAGUUUGCUCACCAUAACUAAAGAAGAUCGACUGUGGUUUGGGAUAUAAUUGAUUUAAUAAACAAAACAAAGUUAUAGAUCAACAAAAAAGGAACUCCAUACAAAUGAGGUCAUGAGGUCACGUUCGGAUGACUCGGUGUUGCAGGCCCGUGGGAUUAAGGUGAAGGUGAAGGACAAGGUCAUUCUUGACGACAUCACGGUCACGGCCAAGAGUGGGGAACUACUGGCGGUGCUCGGACCUACUGGAUCGGGUAAAACCACGUUACUAAACGUAAUAUCUGGCCGCUUGAAGGUUGAUGACGGGACCAUUACGUUUAACGGCAACCCGUUCAACAAGCGUCAACGGCGACGUCUUGCGUUUGUGCAACAGCAGGAUGUCUUCUUCUCGAAACUUACGUUAUGGGAGACUCUUUAUUUCACUGCCCAGCUGCGACUUCCGGAGACAAUGGCGGAGGAGGAGAAGCGUACUGUGAUCGAGGAGAUAGUGGACGUGUUGGACAUGCGAAAAUGUCUCCACACCAUUAUCGGGGACAUAUUUGUACGUGGCCUCUCUGGUGGGGAGAAGAAGCGAGCAAGUAUUGCGUGUGAGCUGCUCACUGACCCGGACAUCCUGCUGCUUGACGAGCCUACGUCAGGCCUGGACGCAAGCACAGCGCUGACUUUGAUGCAGCAAAUGCGGAAGUACGCGAGCACGUUCAACAAGACAAUCAUGACGUCAAUCCACCAGCCCUCCAGUCAGGUGUUCCACAUGUUCAACAACAUGCUCCUCGUCAUCAACGGAAAGGAAGGAUACUAUGGUCCGGCGAAGGAGGCUCUAGGGUUCUUCGAGAGAAUUGGUCUAUUCUGCGAACUCCAUUACAACCCCGCAGAUUUUAUAUUGCAAACGGCCAAGUCUGACGAAGAAACAGUCAACAAAAUUCUUUCCGAAGCAACUAGACUAAGAGCACUUCCAACAUCAACUGAUGAUAAACAAAAUCACAUAAACAACGAUGGUGUCCACUAUGACGUCAUCAAUAAUGAGACGACGCAUGAAAAUGACGUCCGAGUGUCUUUGCUUGACGUCACAGAGAAAGACACCGUCGCGGACAAGCCCAGCCAGCGUUGGGCGACUUCUUGGUUCAAGCAAUACCGGAUGUUAAGCUGGAGGAGCUUUAAGCAGACAUUCGGAGCGCUCCGGGAGGGGUACGCCAUCAUUCAAACGAGUAUCGUUACCAUGGUGGUCGGAGCGCUUUACUGGCAGAUUGACAUGAAUGUGCACACAGUCCGGGAUAUCAUGGGACUGUUAUUCUUCAUUGUGACGUACUGGACGUUCAACCCAGCAUUCGAAGCAAUAUCAACAUAUCCUGCAGAGAAGCCUGUGAUAGCGAAGGAGCGGGCGGCGGGCGCGUACCGACUGUCCGCCUACUACAUCGCCAAGUGUACAUCCGACCUUCCGCUCUCCUUCAGCCUCCCAACGUUCAUGUUUCUAGUGUUAUUCGUCAUGGCCGGGCUAGGGGGCGUGCCGGAGUUCUUCAUGACGUAUCCUAUUGUUCUCCUUCAGGUCCUGGUCUCACAGGCAUUUGGGUUCACGAUUUGCGUUGCCUUUAACGGGGAGAUGAAGCCGGCGUUUACGACGUUUGUCAGCUACUCGCUGUGUGCCUUUAUGAUGGGUGGGUUUUUCAGCCAGACGGUUCCCCCGUGGCUGUUUUGGACCCGGUACCUCUCCACAAUUCAGUACCCGUUUGGCUCUGUCUCCCAACUGAUCUUCGACAACUUCCCGCCUUUCCCGUGUAACGGCACUGAAACGUCAAUGUACGCUGUCUGCAAAGACGUCACAGACGCUAACGUCACAACAUACGUUCAGCCGAGCGACAUACUGACAGCCUCGGGGAUCGUUCUACCAGUUGGAUUCUACAUCUUCCCAGCUUUUAUAUUUAUCGUGGGUUUCAGAACUAUAGGAUAUUUAAUUCUUAGAUUCAGGCGAACAAGAAUUUUAUAAAAUUAAUUUCAAUAAAUACUAUGUAUUUUUUCUAGAGUCGCUAGAAAGAUGACGAUUUACGAGCACAGAAAAAUGAACAGAUGAUUAUUGCACUAAGAUUGUCUCAGAAAUAUCAGCAAAGAUUUUUUAAGUGCAGGGAUCUAACUAUUUAUAAUGGAUAAGCUCGAAGUUUUUAUUUAAGACAACGUUUUGGGUUGUUAAAUACUUGAUGUUUCAUCUCUGUGACUAAGGCUAAACUUUGGUACAGGAGAAGUUUUACCAACUCCAAUUCCGGUACCUGCUUCAAAGUUGUACCAUAUUUGGAGAACUCGUCCAAAAUUAUAUUCUCUGAUUUCCAAAGCGUGCUGUGAAUAGAAUCAUGUCUGUGUUGAGACUAUUUUUAUUGUUAUGACUUUUCAGUUAAUGUUGUUAAAUAUAUGCACAUUUAUUUAUGGUCAUACUAUUCGUGUAGUAAAUGAUUGUUUUAGAUGGAAAUUAGUUACUCCAUUGUGCCUUACAUGUUUGUUUUUUAGCUUUUAAUAUUUCUUUGUUCUGUCAAUUGAACAUUGAAUCUAGCUUUAUACUGGAAUCUCACAUAUAUUUUCAGGCAUAAUAGGACAUUGUUAUAUCUAUGUUGGAUUUAAUCUAGAUAUGCAGUACUAUUGGAUACAUAUACUGAUGAAGAAUAGAAGUAGACUUACACAAAUAAGUCACCGUCCAUCAAAAUGAGUCAAAUUUAUAUUUUAUUCAUAUAGAAGUGUUUGUUUUAUUCAGCAUCUACUACUUGUUCAAAAUGGCACAUUGAAAGAUAAACAUAUCAUGGAUGCCGAAUUAAAAUGCAAAUAUUGGAUCGAUAAUUACCUAUUUUUUUCUUUAAGGAUUUCAAAAUAAUUAUAUUUUACAUGUAAAUAGAAGUUGCACUAACAGUUCAUUUUUUGCAUUAGGCUAUUAGUAUACAAAUCAAAAUGACAGUUUCAUAUCUUUUAGUGUGCAAAGUAUUCAGUGACAUUUUGGAUAUGCAUGUACGAGAUUAUAUAUAGUAAGUUAAUAACAUCAUUUUAUCAGGGACCGACCGGAAUUUAAUAGAUAACUUAUUGGUUAACUUAUUGGUUUUAUGUCUGUACUGAUUUAAGUCAUAUUGAUUUACAUGUAUGAAGACAGUAUUUUAUUGAGAUUGUUCGUAAUUUUUUAGCCAUGACUUUUCUGCCGGAAAUUGACAUCACUGAAAUCUCAUAGUUAUUUAUAGGUGAUAAAUUGUGAAGGUGUAGUGCAACAUAAAGUAUACGAUAUUAGUAGGUUAAGUGCCUUCUGAAUAACAAAUAGUUAUCAACGAAGUAGGACAGGUUAUCUAACCUAGCAGUGUAUGUUGUUUUAUAUGUAUAUAUGACUUGUCACUUACGAGGGAAAUUUGACGUCAUAGUUUUCUGUGACUGAGAAUAGACUGGUGGCAUCCUAAAAUUGUUAUCUUCACAAUAAGCAUGUGUUUACUGUUGCUGUCUCACUAGUGCUCGUCAUUUUAUGAUUAUGAUACCACGGGUAUGUCCGAAUCUCAGACCAAGACAGUUAUUAUGAAACAUUAAGUCUGUGUAGAAUAUGUGUUAUACAACUAUCAGUAGAUGGACCACACUCUUUCAUAUCACAAAUUAAAGACACGAGUGAAUAUAAAUAGUAAAAAAUGUUUAUGUUUUAGUCUUAUUUGUUGUUAAGUUUUCCUCAGUUUUUCCAUCAAUUUCCUAUUUUUAAUCUUGUUUGUUGUUGCACUCACAAACAGACCCUCUUAUGAACGGUCAUAGAGUAUGAUCUCUUAUUCAAAAUCAUACUUGUAAGACCAUUUAUUCAAAGUCAUGCUCGUACGAUCACUUAUUGCAAGUCAUACUCGAACAAUCACUUAUUCAAAGUCAUACUCGUAGGAUCCCUUAUUCCAAGUUAUACUCGUACGAUCACCUUUUUCAAGUUAUACUCGAACGAUCACUUAUUUCAAGUAAUACUCGAACGGUCACUUAUUCAAAGUUAUACUCAAACGGUCACUUAUUUUAAGUUAUACUCAUACGGUCACUUAUUUCAAGUUAUACUUCUUCGUUCACUUAUUCCUAGUAAUAUUCGUAUGGUCACUUACUCCAAGUUAUACUCGUAUGGUCACUUACUCCAAUUUAUACUCAUACGAAUACUUAUUUCAAGUUAUACCCGAACAAUAACUUAUUUCAAGUUAUACUCAUACAGUCACUUAUUUCAAGUUAUACUCCUACGGUCACUUAUUCCAAGUUAUACUCGUAUGGUCACUUACUCCAAGUUAUACUCAUACUGUCACUUACUCCAAGUUAUACUCAUACUGUCACUUACUCCAAGUUAUACUCAUACGGUCACUUAUUUCAAGUUAUACUCAUACAGUCACUUACUCCAAGUUAUACUCAUACAGUCACUUACUCCAAGUUAUACUCAUACAGUCACUUAUUCCAAGUUAUACUCGUAUGGUCACUUAUUUCAAGUUAUACCCGAACAAAUACUUAUUUCAAGUUAUACUCCUACGGUCACUUAUUUCAAGUUGUACUUCUUCGAUCACUUAUUCCAAGUUGUAAUAUUACUUACUUCGAAACAAAUUGUUCGACUCAAGUCUUUUAAAUUUGCAAUAAGCAUUUUCAAUUCAAUGUAAAAUUCUUGAUUUAACUAUAUUCUUGCUGUAUGGUCUUUGGAAAUAUGGUCCGGUUAGUGCGUUCAUACAUGUAUAUAUGUAUGUUUGUUUUUGUUUCUUAUUUUAUUCGUUUGUUGUUACGGUAUUGGUGGUUUUAGAGUUGAAAUACAUUCAGGUUAUGUUCCGGUUUAUCCGUGUUUAACAAUUCUAGUUUAUAUAAUACGUGUAUGGCAAUUUUAUUUGGUACCCGAAUUUAAAUUCAUGUUUUGUGUCUCAUGUGAUAAUUGCAGAUUAUUGAUAAUGUGAACAAAUCUCACUAACAAUUUCAUUGGAUUAUGAGUGCAUUUAUAUUUAUAAAUAUAUAUGUAUCCACAAUGUACUUGUUAGGUGUCCAUGUCUUGGUUAUUAAACUUGAAUUAAAAGAAACACAAUCUU
Molecule: messenger RNA, 5103 nt
Organism: Mya arenaria
Lineage: Eukaryota; Metazoa; Mollusca; Bivalvia; Myida; Myidae
Exons: 15
Coding region: 195-2060 (621 amino acids)
Cellular component (GO): plasma membrane
Molecular function (GO): ABC-type transporter activity; ATP hydrolysis activity; ATP binding
Source: RefSeq, a predicted model, not a curated record